AUGGAGACGAGUGAAAACAAGAUGAGUGUUUUGGAGGGGGACAGAGCAGAGUUUCCAGGAUCCAGCUCUAUGUCCAUGAACAGUGACAAAUUCAGAGACUAUCAUCCAAUCUCCAGUCAGGAACUUGGACCAUCAGACAAAAAACGUCAGCAACACAACCACAGAGCAGAAUUUCCAGGAUCCAGCUCUAUGUCCAUGAACAGUGACAUGUCCAGAGAUUAUCCUCCAGAGUUCAGUCAUGAAUCUGGGCCAUCAGGCACACAACGUCAGCAACACAACCACAGAGAAGAGUUUCCAGGAUCCAGCUCUAUGUCCAUGAACAGUGACAAAUUCAGAGACUAUCAUCCAAUCUCCAGUCAGGAACUUGGACCAUCAGACAAAAAACGUCAACAACGCAACCACAGAGCAGAGUUUCCAGGGUCCAGCUCUAUGUCCAUGAACAGUGACAUGUCCAGAGAUUAUCCUCCAGAGUUCAGUCAUGAACCUGGACCCUCAGUCACACAACGUCAGCAACACAACCACAGAGCAGAAUUUCCAGGAUCCAGCUCUAUGUCCAUGAACAGUGACAUGUCCAAAGAUUAUCCUCCAGAGUUCAGUCAUGAAUCUGGGCCAUCAGGCACACAAGAGAAGAAGAGGAAUUUUUUUGUGAGGAAGCCGGUAUCCUGCUGUGUGUUGUGUCAGGAUGUCCUGAAAGAUUUAUCAACCGACUUCUGUUCCCAAUGUGGAGUAAAAUCUGGAACCAGAACUUAUCACCAGGCAGCCAAUACUGAUCUAAAAGACGUUUUAGAUGCAUUAAAGGUCACUCUGAAGACAAGAUAUAACCAUGUGAAUGAAGGAACUGAUAAAACAGGAACUGGAGCCCUCCUCAGAUUGAUCUACACUGAGCUCUACAUCACAGAGGAGCAGAGUGAAGCUGUACACUACCAACAUGAGGUGAGGCAGGUGGAGAGCACUUGUAGGAAGACCCUCCAUGGAACACCAAUCAGCUCCCAGGACAUCUUUAAAACCUUGCCAGACCAACAGAGACCCAUCAGAGUGGUUCUGACAUAUGGUGUUGCUGGCAUUGGAAAAACCUUCUUGGUGCAGAAGUUCACUCUGGACUGGGCAGAGGGCUUAGAAAACCAACACAUCAGUGCGGUGGUUCUGCUUUCAUUCAGGGAGCUGAACUUGGUCAGAGACGAGCAGUACAGUCUCCUGGAGCUGAUCCAUGUUUUCCAUCCAACAUUACAGAGCGUCACAGCAGAGCAGCUCACUGUGUGUAAUCUUUUGUUCAUCUUUGAUGGCCUGGAUGAAAGCAGACUUUUGAUGGAUUUCACCAACAGGAAGCUUGUGUCUGAUGUCACACAGAAGUCAACCAUCAGUGAGCUGCUGACAAAUCUCAUCGAGGGGAAUCUGCUUCCCUCUGCUCUCAUCUGGAUAACUUCCCGACCUGCAGCAGUCCAUCAGAUUCCUCCUAAAUGUGUCGACAGGAUGACAGAAGUACGAGGCUUCACUGACGCUCAGAAGGAGGAGUACUUCAGGAGGAGAUUCAGAAAUAAAGAGCUGUCAAGCAGAAUCGUUUCUCACUUGAAGACAUCCAGGAGCCUUUACAUUAUGUGUAGUAUCCCAGUCUUCUGCUGGAUCACUGCUACAGUUCUGGAGCACAUGUUGACUACAGAGGAGAGAGCAGAGCUGCCCAAGACCCUGACUGACAUGUACUCACACUUCCUGCUGGUUCAGAUAAAGAAAAAAGACAAUUACCAUGAUGGGAAAGAGAUGAGGCGACAAGAGCUCACCAGUGCUGACAGGGAAGUUCUUUUGAAACUGGGGAGGCUAGCAUUUGAACAUCUGCAGAAAAAGAACAUCCUGUUCUACCAAGAAGACUUGGAGCAGUGUGGUCUGGAUGUCACAGAGGCCUCAGUUUACUCUGGAGUUUGUACAGAGAUCUUCAGAAGAGAGUCUGUGAUCUUCCAGAAACCAGUUUACUGCUUUGUUCAUCUGAGCAUUCAAGAGUUUCUGGCUGCAGUCUACAUGUUCCACUGUUACACCAACAGGAAGACAGAGGAGCUGAAGGACUUCUUUAGUGAGGACAUCUCCUCUCUGGACGAUUUUCUGAGCAGAGCCAUGGAAGAAUUCUUGCUUAUUCCAAAUAGCCACCUGGAACUGUUUGUUCGCUUCCUUCAUGGCCUCUCUAUGAAAUCCAACCAGAGACUCUUAGGAGGUCUGCUGGGUCAGACAGAGAGCAGUCCAGAAAUCAUCCAGAGAGCCAUCAAAAACCUUAAGCAGAUUAAAAUUGAUGACAAGUGUCCUGAUAGAUGCAUAAACAUUUUCCACUGUCUGAUGGAGAUGAAGGACCUUUCAGUACAUCAGGAGAUUCAAGAGUUCCUAAAGUCACAAAACAAGUCAAAGAAGAAACUCUCUGGAAUUCAGUGCACAGCUCUGGCACAUAUGCUGCAGAUGUCAGAGGAGGUUUUGGAUGAGCUUGAUCUGGAGAAGUACAACACAUCACAGGAGGGACGAUGGAGACUGAUUCCAGCUAUGGUUAACUGCAGAAAGGCUCGACUUUAUGAUGUUUUUGUCUUUGGGCUUUCCUGUGGAGCUUUGGCCUUAGCUCUGACGUCAGACCCAUCCCAUCUGAGAUAGCUGCGCCUGAGUUCAGUCAGCCUGGAGAAAUAUGCAGAAGAACUUUUUACUCAUCUGGGACAUCCAAACUGUAGACUGGAGACACUCAGCUUUGAGAACAGCACUUUGUCAGAGAACAACUGUGCUGCUCUGCUCAGUGCUCUGAAGUCCAACCCUCCAUAUCUGAAACGUCUGGAUCUAAUAAGAUGCAACCUGGAGGGCUCAGGGAUGAAACAGCUGUAUGGUUACCUGGAGAGUCCACACUGUAAACUACAGUUUAACAGAGUGACUUUGGUUUAGAUGCUGUUCUGUGAUCAAGACAUACAGUGGUACUUGCAGAGUGACUGUGAAAAAAAAUCAGUGGUCAAAGUGUGGCUCUCCCCAAACUUCCUGAAUCUGUUCCAGUACAAAGACACAAAUCUUUGAUCUUGUGUACAAAGGAGAAGUACUGACAACAUGGUCAGGCUGCUAGCAGCCUGACUCGUGCCUCCUUCUAUGAGCAGCCACUAGGCCCAGGACCCUCCUGCUCCACCAGGCCCAGGAUCCACCAGCAGCCACCAGGCCCAGGAUCCACCAGCAGCCACCAGGCCCAGGAUCCUCCAGCAGCUGCUAGGCCCAGGGCCCUCCUGCUCCACCAGGCCUAGGAUCCACCAGAAGCCACCAGGCCCAGGAUCCUCCAGCAGCCACUAGGCCCAGGAUCCUCCAGCAGCUGCUAGGCCCAGGAUCCUCCUGCUCCACCAGGCCCAGGAUCCUCCAGCAGCCACUCGGCCCAGGAUCCUCCAGCAGCCGCUAGGCCCAGGAUCCUCCAGCAGCUGCUAGGCCCAGGAUCCUCCUGCUCCACCAGGCCCGGGAUCCUCCAGCAACCGCUGGGCCCAGGCUCCUCUAGCAAGGCACCAACAAGUAAAUCGACAGUGACUUCAACGGGCCAUCACAAGGUAAUACCAAUCUCACCAUUUUCAAAAUGCCGCCUAAAAAAGCAAACCCAGGAGUUGAAGAGGAGUUGGAGGAGAUUAGGAAAUCACUUAAUUUCAUGUCUGAUGAACUGAGCAAAGUGGCUAAACAACAAGGUAUGCUACAUGACCUAAUGGAUGAAAUAAAACAACUAAAAAACUUGAUAAAGGAGAAGGACAAGA
Molecule: messenger RNA, 3734 nt
Organism: Oreochromis aureus
Lineage: Eukaryota; Metazoa; Chordata; Actinopteri; Cichliformes; Cichlidae
Product: protein NLRC3-like
Exons: 12
Coding region: 1-2622 (873 amino acids)
Source: RefSeq, a predicted model, not a curated record